This is a messenger RNA of Peronospora farinosa, 294 nucleotides long. The record is from the annotation of a GenBank genome assembly. NCBI's taxonomy places the organism in Eukaryota, Oomycota, Peronosporomycetes, Peronosporales, Peronosporaceae.
AUGUGGUGUAAGUUCCACAAAACAAAGUCUCACAACUCCAGCGAGUGCUUCACUCUCAAGAAGCAGCGCGAAGAGCACAAGCCAAAUGAGAUACAGACAACAGUCUCAAGCAAGAACAAUUAUCCCAGAUUUGAAGAGGAGGCAAGUGACAGUGACAGCGACAGCAACAGCGAGAUUAAGCUCGUUGGUCUGGUCGCCAAGAAGCAUACCAGCACCAAGCUCGCUCCGUUACGCAUCAAGGUUCAGCUCAAGAACGCAAACGGCAUCUUUGAUGCGAUAGUGGUGCAUCGAUAA